AUGCACGAUCAACGGAAGGUGCGCCACGAGAUUAACGAGGCGGCGCGGGAGCGCGAUCUUGCCGAGGUGCAGGCAUUCACCUCCCUCCAUGACUCUAUGCUGCGGCAGCGUGAUCGUCAGAUCUACUCUGAGGCGGUUUUGCAGCAGCUGUCGGAGCUGCUCUGCAAGAACCCAGAGGCGUACUCGAUGUACAACUACCGACGCAAUGUUCUGUUGCAUCUCUGGAGGGAAAUGCGGGAACAGCAGGAAGAAGACGUGAAAACAAACGAGCCCGCCAAGGAAAUCGCAUGCAUGGAGGGGGGUGAUACAGCGGUAAAUACGUCGUUCCCCUCAUCGCGGGUUGAAGAAGAGAAGAGGCAGACUGCUGUACAAAGAAAGAUGGAGUUUCUCAAGGAAGAAUUGAGGCUUAACUCAAAGAUACUUCUUCGCGAUUACAAGGUGUACGUCGCGUUUCUGCACCGGCGCUGGAUUUUUGCGCAGCUCAAACGGUUUGCCAAAGAUGCCCUUCUCACUGCAGAUGCCGCUGGUGUCCCUGGGCAAGGCCCUUCUGUCAGGGUGGAGUGCCCUGAGGAGGUGCGUUUCUGGUCGUCCAUCUUGAUAAGGGAGAAGGAGCAGUGCGAUGCGUUGCUUGCGGUGGAUGAACGUAAUUUUCACGCGUGGAACUAUCGACGAUGGGCGUUGAGCGAAAUUGCAUACAUGGAUAACCUCCUCGCGCACUGUUCCGUCGACACUGCUUCCGCCAGUUCCAAGAACCCGGCUGAGAAGGAGGUGCCCAAGGCGAGGCAGUUACAGGAACAGCAGCCUCAGUCAUGUGGUGAUGAGGGUGUUGUGGAACCGCGCGGGUUGUUUUUCACUCCUGAUGAGCUGAAGGAGUUAAACUUUACUACAAAAAUGGUGCAGAGAAACUUUUCCAACUACAGCGCGUGGCAUCAGCGUGGAUUAAUCAUAAAAACGGCGCUUCAACGUCUGCAGCAAAGGCUUGGGGAUGAUGUUAUGCGUGAUGCUACUUUGAGAGAGGCGUGGGAGCAGCUGGAGGAGGACUUGACGCUUUUUACCACUGCGAUUUACUGUGAUCCGUCGGAUCAAUCGGCGUGGUACUAUGCUCAGUUUCUCAGAAGGGCAGCCGAAACUCUGGAACACAUCUUACCUGCCCCAUAUGCUGCGUGUGACGACUUUAUAAUGCGUCCAAUUCAGUCGUGUAUAGAGCUUUUGACCGAAGAAAAGCGGCUUGGCGAUGAGGCAGAUAUGUACUGGCCUCGCUACUACCUUUUUACCUCACUACUCGCUUCCUGCGUGUCCGAAAAUAGCAAUGACAACGUGAAGAAUAGGACGGCGGCGGCAGUGACUGCAUUGGUACGUGAUAUACGGAGAGCGUUAUGCCCCAAUGAUUCACUCAGUGGCACUAGUGACAUUGAGGAGGAUCGUGGAUGGUGCCUGCGGGAACUCGCUGCGGAGUUGGUGCGGGUCGACCCUAUGCGUGCGGGCAUGUAUCAAGGUCUUCUCGCGACUUCCACCACUUGA
Messenger RNA from Trypanosoma rangeli, 1521 nucleotides. Its product is annotated as geranylgeranyl transferase type-2 subunit alpha. Gene Ontology annotation, biological process: protein geranylgeranylation. The transcript has a single exon. Gene Ontology annotation, cellular component: Rab-protein geranylgeranyltransferase complex; cytoplasm. Bases 1 to 1521 code for a protein of 506 amino acids. NCBI's taxonomy places the organism in Eukaryota, Euglenozoa, Kinetoplastea, Trypanosomatida, Trypanosomatidae. The record is from RefSeq and is a predicted model, not a curated record. Gene Ontology annotation, molecular function: Rab geranylgeranyltransferase activity.